This is a messenger RNA of Laetiporus sulphureus 93-53, 1232 nucleotides long. RefSeq names its product EF-TsMt 2. The record is from RefSeq and is a predicted model, not a curated record. Gene Ontology annotation, molecular function: translation elongation factor activity; protein binding. Gene Ontology annotation, cellular component: mitochondrial matrix. Lineage: Eukaryota; Fungi; Basidiomycota; Agaricomycetes; Polyporales; Laetiporaceae. Bases 54 to 1088 code for a protein of 344 amino acids. Gene Ontology annotation, biological process: mitochondrial translational elongation. The transcript has 2 exons.
GGCGCGCAGUCCUUGUCAGGCUUUUACUACCUCCACCAACAAAAUCGGUAGACAUGUUUGCUGGUACGAGAGGCUUGCGACUCUGCUCGUUCUCCCGCAUGUACUCUUCUGUGCCUCCCAAGAAGAGCCUGAAGGAGCUUGUGGUGAAACUCCGAAGCCAUGUGGAUGUAUCGCCCAUCCAAGCUGGGCAGGCUCUCAAAGCCUCUGACAUGGACAUUUCAAAGGCUGUCGCAUGGCUGGAGAAGCACCUCGCGGAGUCUGCUGCUAAAAAAGCCGCGAAAGUGGAGGGGAGAAGCACGAACGAGGGGAUGAUCGGCACGGUGGUGCUGUCCGGCGGCGCCGCCAGCGGAGGACAGGGAGGGGUGCGAGCAGCUAUGGUCGAGCUCAACUGCGAGACUGACUUCGUUGCGCGUAAUGAUCUCUUCGCCAACUUGCUCGACGACAUCGCUCACACUGCCGCGUUCAUCUCGGAGCCUGUCAAUUCGGACAAGUUCAUGCAACCUUUCUCUCUAGGCAUCUUACAGAACUCCCCGCUCCUCUCUCGGUCCGAUCCACAACAGAACAGUGACGCCACCGUGUCAGAUGCAAUGCGCGACCUGACCGGCCGAGUUGGCGAGAAGAUCUCCCUCCGACGAGCGCUCACGGUUGUCCGAGAUCCCUUCCCUCCUACGCAACAUGACAUUGCUGUAAAAGUCGCGUCGCGUGUUCAUCAAUCUGUCCGAAACCCGAAACAAGGCCGCAUAGGUGCCUUGGCUCUCCUUGCUUUGAAGUCUCCUAGACUGUCAGAGAUUAUUGCCUUGCAGUCCUUCCAAGACGAGCUGGAAAAGCUAUGUGGGGCGCUGGGGCGACAGAUUAUUGGUUUUCCGACGACCUCUGUCCGAUUAUCGCCGGGUAGCCAGGAUGAUGGUGCCUUAUAUGAGCAGCCAUUCAACAUGUAUAAUGGUCCCGGCAACGACCAACCUGUACAAGUCUUCCUUCGCAAUUGGUCGCGAGAACAAGGGUUACUUGAAGGAGCCGAGGAGGAUACCGCGGGUUUAGAAGUGCUUGAAUUUGCCAAGUGGACCGUUGGAGAAGCGCUUUCACAUUAAUUGGACAUCAAGUCUCACUACCACCGCUCCGUACAUACAUGUAUCAAUAGAGUUGCGACUAUACAUUACCCUCGUGUCGUGCAAUGAUAACGAGAUAGGCAAUAGCAUCAGCUUCAGCUCUGACUCGGGAGCGUUAAUACAGAC